AUGGCGGCACAAUGGACGUUGGUGGAGGCACACAGGAUUGUGGUGGCACACAGGAUGGUGGUGGAGGCACACAGGAUGGUGGUGGAGGCACACAGGAUGGCGGCGGCGGUGGCACGUAGGAUGUAUUUAUUGGGAUGUUCACCACACUCUGUGUUGAAGCGCUCCACGGUCACCAAACCCUCUGGCUCGUUCUUGCAGGUCAAUCCCCAGCUCACGCGAUUUCUCUACAUGGCUACUCAGGAGAAUAAACAGCUCAAGGUGAGCACAGUCGGGACUCGCUUCAACCCACAGAGAUUCCAGGGUCAGGAUUUUAUCAAACUUCGUCAGAAAUGUCUGGCUAAUGAAGAGAAGUUUGUGGAUGAUAAGUUUCCUGCAGAUCAGCACGCCUUCGGAACGGGCCUGCUGUCGCUCGCCAAAGUGGAUAAAGUGUUGUGGAAGAGACCAACGGAACUGGUGAGUGACCCAUGUCUUGUUGUAGAUGGCGAGUCCAGGUUUGAUUAUUCUCAAGGACAUCUUGGGAACUGCUGGUUUUUGGCCGCAAUUGGAGCGAUUACAUUCCAGAAGGACGUCAUGGAUCAAGUCAUUCCUGAAAAUCAGUCAUUUUCACAGGAUUACGCAGGCAUAUUUCAUUUCAGGUUCAACAGAAAUGGACAGUGGGUAGAUGUUGUAAUAGAUGACCUGCUACCCACAAUCGAUGGACAACUGAUCUUUCUUAACUGCAAAACAAGUAAUGAGUUCUGGCCUGCGCUGCUGGAGAAAGCCUACGCCAAGGUGUGUGGUUCGUAUGCAGCAAUGAAUAGUGGGUAUAUAUCUGAUGGUCUGCGUGAUUUCACGGGCGGAGCUUACGAAGCAUUCAACCUGCAAACUGCUUCUUCAGAACUUUGGGAUCAGAUGGAGCAGGCUGUGAAGUGCAGAGCUGUGAUGGGGUGUAGUACUCCCUCAGGGCCCACUGCGGCUAACACAGUGCUUCCCAAUGGUCUUGUGCAGGGACACGCCUACACUGUCACUGGAGUGACCAAGGUGAAGACUCAGCGUAAGGAGGUGAAGCUGGUGAGAGUGCUGAACCCCUGGGGAAAAGGAGAGUGGAACGGAGACUGGAGUGACAAAUCUCCCCUGUGGAAUGAGGUGAGCAGCCAGGAUCGUGAAACAUGGCUGGAGGAUAAAAACAACGGAGAGUUUUGGAUGUCGAUGGAGGACUUCUGUAAAAGUUAUAAGGAGCUGGGUAUCUGCUUUAUUUGACUCGACUUCCUGGUUUAACCCCCAGCAUUGUGUCUUUAUUUCAUUAUAUAACUCUUUAUGUCCUGAUAUUUUCAUUUUAGAUUGUAGUACCCCAUUCAUUUCUGUAUUUAAGCUUAGUUUAUUUUCAUUUAUUAAUUCUGCCUUUUAUUACCUACACUGUAAAAAAUCUGAAUUAUAAAAGAUCAGAACUUUUUGAUC
Clarias gariepinus (North African catfish) is the source of this 1437-nucleotide messenger RNA. RefSeq names its product calpain-1 catalytic subunit-like. The transcript is spliced from 11 exons. Bases 1 to 1239 code for a protein of 412 amino acids. Gene Ontology annotation, molecular function: calcium-dependent cysteine-type endopeptidase activity. Gene Ontology annotation, cellular component: cytoplasm. NCBI's taxonomy places the organism in Eukaryota, Metazoa, Chordata, Actinopteri, Siluriformes, Clariidae. The record is from RefSeq and is a predicted model, not a curated record. Gene Ontology annotation, biological process: proteolysis.